AUGUCAAGCUUGCCGUCUGGCUCCUUUCGAAGCAGAUUUUCCGACUAUCCACCCGAUCAAGGUCCACACCUGCCUAUGCCAAUACCAUCUUCAGCUUCUGGGAUGAUAUCUGACCGUUUGCCAAGCUUUAGCACAAUUGUUUCCAGCAGCGGCACCAGCAGCAGUGAUCUUGGCAAAAGUGCGCAGGCUCUCUAUUCUAGUAUAUCUAGCCAACAACAUGCAUUCCAACCUUCAGGUAGCCGUGGUAUUCAAAAUCACUUUGAAUCUGUUUCAUACCCCGAUCAGGUGUCUGGGAAAAACUACAGCAAGUCUCCAUCGCUUGGCUCUACUUCCCCUGGCAUGGGCAGCUCUAAUUACAGUAAUAACAUCCCACAUUCAUCUAUCUUACAGCACUCAGCACACAAUGGCGGUGGUCAACACAUGUCAUCACACUCUCCUAGGUCUUAUAAGGAAGAAGCUCCAAGUCAGCAGCAGUAUCACUCUGGGCCCAUGCAUCAUGAUAGACAUGGCGGCUAUGGACAUGGAGGAAUGGGCCUACCCGCAGGAGAAUCUAUGGCCAUUCACAAGUUUAAACACAAGUAUCUUUCCCAUAGCCAGCCUAUCCCCAGGCGCCACAUUGGACCAUUCAAAUUUUUUAUUAUAGGUAAAACAGAAAGGCCAUCAGUAUUUAACAAAGGAACACAGACCAAUGAAGAACAAAUGGGGGAAUUAAAGAUAAAAAUUCCAAAAUCUGAAAUCUACAAAUCAGAGUCUGAGACUGAAUUUUCUGAUGAGGAUGAUGAAAGAGCAAGGCGGCAUAGAUCAAUGCAAAAUCAAAACAGCAGGGGGGCACCUGCACAUGGUUCACCUCGAAUUACAUUCCCCUAUGAUCCUCUUCCUUCACAAGGAGGAGACUAUCGUGACUACAACAAGAACACAAAAAUGAAAACCAUCAUAUCACCCAGUUUUAUGGAUGCUGCGGGCAAAGCUACGAUGACAACAUGUGUUUCAAACAAAGCCACUAUUGUCACAGUGGGUAUUGUUAGUAGACCGUCUAACCUAGGAGGUCCACUUCCAACUGAUACCACUCAGCAUAAAGGAAUAAUGUCUACAGGAAACCCCCACGUUUAUAGGAACCAAUAUCAAAACAAAAUCAUGAACUCUCGACGAGGUCCAGAAAUUAUUGGUGAUGUCAGGAUAGAGAAUGAAGAACAGUUGAUUGAGGAGAGGAAAGCUAAAGCAAGAGAUCUGGAACAAGAGCGAAUGGAGGUCAGUGUAAGAAUUGAUGACACCCAGUACGUUCAGGUGGGCAAUGUGAAACGCUGGCAAUGCAAUGAAUGUGAUAAGUCCUACACGACCAAGCAUAACCUGGUGAUGCAUGUACUGGACCAUAGUGGCAUCAAGCCCCAUCUCUGUCUGAAAUGUGGCAAGUAUUUCAAACAGCUUAGCCAUCUGAACACACACAUGCUCACCCAUGACCAAAUAAAGCCACACACGUGUAACAUGUGCGGCAAGGGAUUCACUCAGAUCAGUCAUCUCAAACGUCACACGGCUGUCAGUGAAAAAAAUGGUUACUGUGCAAACCUGCGCUCUAAACAUUCAUCGGGUCAUUCACCAUCAUCUUCUCAACAUGAUGGGCAAAUGGUGAGUCCAAAACUUUUAAUCUCAUCUCUUAAACUUUAUUAUUAUUUUUUGGACCUAAUUAGCCUUUCUAAAAUAGAUCCAUUACAUAUGACAUAGAAAUGAAUCAAAUUUGAAGGUAAUGGUAAUACAAAUUUUUAAUAUCAACUCUAUAAAAAUGACUUAAAGAUAAAUAGCAUGAAAAAAAUUUAAUGGUGUCGUUUAAAUUGUAUUGUAUUGAAAUUUUUUUAUGAGCAAAAUGAGUUUUUCGUAUGUACAAUAGAUUUAAUGGCUUAGUAUUUAUUGAAAGUUUUAAAGUAUUUUGUUUCCUAACAAUUUAGCAACAAAUGCAUGCUUCUCCUGGUAGCAGUAUUGUAAAGCGCUACCCAGACCAAAACCAGAGUUUUGAUUCAGAAUAUGACACCGAUGACAUGAAGGAUGGAGAUAAAGGUGGCAAGCUGCUUUGCCGUUACUGUGAUAGGAAAUUCCGAUACCCAAGUCAGUUAAAGGACCACAUGCAAUCCCACAACGGCCACAGGCCCUAUAUGUGCACUGAGUGUGGCAUGGACUUUAUGAAAGUAAAUAUUUAAUUCCAAACAUAAACAUACAAUAAAUAUAUUCAGCUUUGCACAUUUGAUUUGUUUUUUAAUGUUAAGUUUACUAAUUUAUAUUUAUUUAUUUAAUUAUCUGCUACUUAAUUUGUAGUGAGAUGAUAAAGUGUUAUCUUUAUAUUUCAAUAGUUCAUGAAUUGAUAACUAUCAUUACAAAUAAUUGCAGCAUUAUAUUUUAACAAAUAAUUUCUUAGUGAUGAUUCAUUCGCAAUUAAUUUGUUCUACAGAGAAUGUUUGUUUUGUAUUUCACUUUUAAGCCAUAAAUAACUGUUGUCAUUUGAUGCUUUGCUUCUCCCUUCAAAUCCUAAAACGUAUCUUAUAGAAAUUGUCAUUACAGGAGCACCACUUGAAAGCUCACCAGUUUACUCACACUGGCCUCAAGCCGUACACCUGUGAUGUUUGUGGCAGGUCUUUCAACCAGAGGGCCAACUUGCAGCGUCACAAACUGAUCCAUGAGACAACCAGAACCUUCAAAUGCAAUGUCUGUGCUAAACUGUUCACCCAACCUCAGACACUGAAGGCUCAUCAAGUUGUUCAUGCUGAUCGUAAACCAUUUGAAUGUACAAUUUGUGGUAAGCAUCUUUUUCUGUGUAAUAAUAUUUAUUCUUUAGUGUUGUUUUGUGGGGGAUUUUUUUAUCUUGCUUCUCAGGUAUAUUCAUCAGUGCUUAGGUUUUUAGUAGUACAAAUAAUAGAGUUAGUUUUCCAAUAUUUUAUAAGACAUUGAUAAGCUGGUAAUAAAAUAGUUAAUGUAAUUUAAAGAUAUUUUGGAAUACGUGUAUGUAUGCAUAGUAUGUUAGUGCACUAUCUAGUGUACUAUACAGUUUUAAAAAUUACAUUGUAGUAAUGACUAUUAUACUUCUCAGCAAUGUGGGAUGAUUAAAUUUUGUGUUACACAUUUUGGAGCAAAAUAAUUUUGGUUAUUUUAAUAUAUUUGUCUUAUUGCCAAUAUGAAAGCAAUUAUCAAAAAUUCUAUCAUUAUUAUAUUUUCUCUCCUGCUGGAAAUCUUUAUCCACUACUUUAAAAUUUUUUAGGGAAAGAGUUUGGUCGUUAUCACAACUUGCAAGGACAUAUGCAUAUGCACACUAAUACUAAACCUUAUGUGUGUUUUUGUGGGAGUACAUUCACUUUGAAAGGUCAGUGCAUUGGUUUAUAAUUCAUGCUGAUUAAUAGAGUGGUCCAUUUCGUAUCUUCCUUUAUUGUGUGAAAUAUGCAGCUGAUUGUUUCAUGAAUUAAUAAUUUAUUAAUAAUAAUGCACAACAUCACUUCACCGUUUGUUGAUUUAGGAUGGGGAUUGUGACCUUAGGACCUUGUUAUAGCUACUCAGAAUUCUAGUGUACAUGUUUAGACCCUGAUGAAUAUAAUUAAACAUAUAAUAUACAAUGAACUAACUGAAUGUGUUUUGUUUCCAGGUAAUCUGAACAGACAUAAGAAAGUAAAGCAUGGACUCAAUGAAACUACAGAUGUUAUGGAAGAAGAUGCAGUCAAUUUUCUCAGCUCCUUAUCUGAAAGAGCGAGAGAUGAACACAUUGUGGAUGGUGAAACUGAGAGCCUGAGUCCUGGCUCUGGUGGGGAG
Molecule: messenger RNA, 3783 nt
Organism: Lymnaea stagnalis (great pond snail)
Lineage: Eukaryota; Metazoa; Mollusca; Gastropoda; Lymnaeidae
Source: the annotation of a GenBank genome assembly